Messenger RNA from Beauveria bassiana ARSEF 2860, 699 nucleotides. Its product is annotated as orotate phosphoribosyltransferase. Gene Ontology annotation, biological process: pyrimidine ribonucleoside biosynthetic process; 'de novo' pyrimidine nucleobase biosynthetic process; pyrimidine nucleotide biosynthetic process. Gene Ontology annotation, molecular function: orotate phosphoribosyltransferase activity. The transcript has a single exon. Bases 1 to 699 code for a protein of 232 amino acids. The record is from RefSeq and is a predicted model, not a curated record. Lineage: Eukaryota; Fungi; Ascomycota; Sordariomycetes; Hypocreales; Cordycipitaceae. Gene Ontology annotation, cellular component: cytoplasm.
AUGUCGCAACUCGCUCAGUACAAGAAGGAUUUCCUCAAGUCUUGCCACGACGGCGGAAUUCUAAAGUUUGGAAGCUUCGAGCUCAAAUCCAAGAGAAUCUCCCCUUACUUCUUCAACGCCGGCGACUUCCAUACUGCUCGCCUCGCUGGCGCAAUCGCCAAGGCUUUUGCCCUCACCAUCCUCGAGGCUCAGAAGAAUGGCCUUGAAUUUGACAUUGUCUUUGGCCCCGCUUACAAGGGUAUUCCACUCGCCACGGCCGUCACCAUCAAGAUUGGUGAGCUCGAGGCCGCCAACCUGGACAAGAUUUCCUACUCGUUUGACCGCAAGGAGGCCAAGGACCACGGGGAGGGCGGCAACAUUGUCGGUGCUAGCCUCAAGGGCAAGCGCGUCUUGAUUGUUGACGACGUCGUGACUGCUGGGACUGCGAAGAGGGAGGCUAUCGAGAAGAUCACAAAGGAGGGUGGAAUCGUUGCCGGUAUCGUGGUGGCUCUCGACCGCAUGGAGAAACUCCCAGCCGCCGACGGCGACGACUCUAAGCCCGGCCCCAGCGCUAUCGGAGAAAUGAAGAAGGAGUACGGCAUUCCCAUUUUCUCUAUUGUGACACUGGACGACGUCAUCGACGGCAUGCGCGGCCUCAUUUCCGAGGAGGACAUCAAGAAGACUGAGGAAUACCGCGCCAAGUAUAAGGCCAGCGACUGA